AUUUCUCCAUUUAUUUCUCUCUUGAUCUGAUUCCAAAACAUUCUAUAUUCUUCAUUUCAGUUUCUUCGCAAAUCCUUUAAAUUGCAACGUUUUUUUUUUCCGGUUUAUUGAAGAAAUAAAUAUCAAAACAUUUGUGGAUGACAAUUGACAAAAGAGUUAAAACUUAUUGAAGAAGAAGUUGUCAAAACACUUGUAGAUGACGAAUGCUUUAUCUGAGUGUGACGUUGUGAUUGUUUGAUGGGCAAUACAUGCCGUGGAUCUAUAGGAGGAAAAACAUUUACGGGCUAUAAUCAGCCUGAAGAUAGUUUAAACUCCAAUCUCAACCCUUCAUCUGGCAAUUCAUAUUCUUCAUCAGACAAUUAUUCUCCCAAAAAGGAAACUUCACUUUCCCUUGUUAGUCCUAGAAAAGCCAGCAUGAAUCGUUCAGGAAGUAAUCAGGCUUAUUAUGUAAUGGGACAUAAGACCCCUAACAUUCGUGAUCUUUACACUUUGGGACGUAAGUUAGGACAAGGACAGUUUGGUACCACUUAUUUAUGCACUGAGAAUUCUACAGGUGCUGAGUAUGCUUGUAAAUCUAUUUCGAAGAGAAAGUUGAUUUCAAAAGAGGAUGUUGAGGAUGUUAGAAGGGAAAUUCAGAUAAUGCAUCAUUUGUCUGGUCAUAAGAAUAUUGUUACCAUUAAGGGAGCUUAUGAGGAUCCUUUAUAUGUUCAUAUUGUUAUGGAGAUAUGUGGUGGUGGUGAAUUGUUUGAUCGUAUUAUUCAACGAGGUCAUUAUAGUGAGAGAAAAGCAGCUGAAUUGACUAAAAUUAUUGUUGGGGUUGUUGAGGCGUGUCAUUCACUUGGCGUUAUGCAUAGAGAUUUAAAACCUGAGAAUUUCCUGUUGGUUAAUAAGGAUGAUGAUUUCUCUCUUAAGGCCAUCGAUUUUGGACUCUCUGUUUUCUUUAAGCCAGGCCAAAUAUUCACAGAUGUUGUUGGUAGUCCAUAUUAUGUCGCUCCUGAGGUGCUUUUGAAGCAUUAUGGUCCCCAAGCAGAUGUGUGGACAGCAGGAGUCAUACUCUACAUACUGCUAAGUGGUGUGCCACCAUUUUGGGCAGAAACGCAGCAGGGCAUAUUUGAUGCAGUUCUGAAAGGGCACAUUGAUUUUGACUCAGACCCUUGGCCGUUGAUAUCUGAGAGUGCAAAAGAUCUUAUCCGGAAGAUGUUGUGCAUGCAGCCCUCAGAGCGGUUAACUGCUCAUGAAGUAUUGUGCCACCCUUGGAUCUGCGAAAAUGGUGUCGCUCCUGAUAGAGCACUGGAUCCUGCAGUACUUUCUCGCCUAAAACAGUUCUCUGCUAUGAACAAGUUAAAAAAGAUGGCUUUGCGGGUGAUUGCUGAAAGCUUGUCUGAAGAAGAGAUCGCUGGUCUGAGAGAGAUGUUUAAGGCCAUGGAUACUGAUAGUAGUGGUGCAAUUACAUUUGAUGAACUAAAAGCAGGGUUGAGAAAAUAUGGCUCUACGUUAAAGGAUACGGAGAUACGGGAACUUAUGGAUGCAGCUGAUGUGGACAAUAGUGGAACUAUUGACUAUGGAGAAUUCAUUGCGGCAACCGUUCAUCUUAAUAAAUUGGAGCGCGAGGAACAUCUCAUGGCAGCAUUUCAAUAUUUUGACAAAGAUGGAAGUGGUUAUAUAACGGUUGAUGAGGUCCAGCAAGCUUGUGUAGAGCAUAACAUGACAGAUGUUUACUUUGAGGAUAUUAUAAGAGAAGUCGAUCAGGAUAAUGAUGGACGAAUUGAUUAUGGAGAAUUUGUUGCUAUGAUGCAAAAAGGGAAUCCAUGUGUAGGGAGACGAACAAUGCGAAAUAGUCUAAAUUUGAGCAUGAGAGAUGCACCGGGAGCUCAUUAGCUUCUCAGACGGACACAUCUCUAGUAGUGGUCCAUGUUGUGGUUGUUUUGUUUCUUCUGUCAGCCUUGCACCUCCUUUGAGUAAUACUUGAGUUGCAACAUCAAGGUUUGAUAUAGGAGUUACUAGGGCCAAAGUCUGCCAGCUAUCCUGUUUGGUUAUUCACUAUAUUGUAGUGGAAAACUACGAAGAAAGUUUGAUUGAACCUUAAAAGUUCAGUGAGGUGUAUGUUUUAAUCUGAUGGGCUUCUUAAUUACGUGAUUAUAAUGUUGUCAGUAUCCCAAUUUGGACAUUUGACUGAAGUGACCAUGAUCUGAUCAGUAUUGUUAGACCUAUGGUUUUGUUUAGUUGACUUGAAACGAUGACAAUGUGGAGCUCAUAAUUGGACUGGGAAAGGAAGAGGUUUGGGAAGUAGGUCGGAAAUCAGUUAGUGAGGAGAGUCUUCUGGGCUGUAUCUAAGCUAAUAUGUUUCAUUUUAAAGUUGGAGAACAAAAUUGCACGGUUCAGACCAAGGAUCAUGCAAUAUGAGAAUGCAUCAACAAAAGGAAGAUACAGUGAAGAUGGGACUAUAGGCCUGAGACUGGCUUGUUUUCAUCUUAGGCUGUAUUCACCGCCCUCUUGCCAAAAAAGAAAAGUCUAUUGGUUUUUCUCCCAGUAGAGGAUUAUUUGAAAUAUAACAUCCUGCAUCAUCCAGAUUUGCAACUUAACAUGCUUGGUGGAGCAUUCAUGAGACCAGGAGGUAUGAGUGAGAAUUUGAGAGUAAAACCCAUGUGGUUCUAGGUUUCUACAGAAUAUAUAUUAGUGAGGCAUCACAAAACUUGGUGGUUUGGUGAACAGUUUUGUUUGAUCUUGAAGAUCUGCUCAUGAAUAUGCUCCGAAACGUAUGAUGGCAUGAAUUAGUUGCAUGUUGUAAAUUGAUUUUGAUGUAAUUCUUAAGGUCCUUUGAUGGCUUCAUUGGAACAAAUAGGAAAACAGUUGGAUCAUAUAGUUGUAAAGAAAAGGCUAUAGAUGCAGCAACAAUCAUACUUUUUGGUUUUGGGUCCGGACAGAGGGAGAGCGUGGGGUUAAGUCGAGCUAACAGGGGACGUAUCUCUUUACUAUGGUUCGUGCAGGGAAAGAGAGUUGGGAAGUAGAUUUAUGAAUUCAGUAGAAAUUCAUGCUUUCCUUGUAAGUGGAUGCAGCAAAUUGGUGUUUUGAGAUGU
This is a messenger RNA of Lycium ferocissimum, 3077 nucleotides long. RefSeq names its product calcium-dependent protein kinase 4. The transcript has 10 exons. Gene Ontology annotation, biological process: intracellular signal transduction; protein autophosphorylation; peptidyl-serine phosphorylation. The coding region runs from base 238 to 1878 and encodes 546 amino acids. Gene Ontology annotation, cellular component: nucleus; cytoplasm. NCBI's taxonomy places the organism in Eukaryota, Viridiplantae, Streptophyta, Magnoliopsida, Solanales, Solanaceae. Gene Ontology annotation, molecular function: ATP binding; calcium ion binding; calcium/calmodulin-dependent protein kinase activity. The record is from RefSeq and is a predicted model, not a curated record.